Strongylocentrotus purpuratus (purple sea urchin) is the source of this 2584-nucleotide messenger RNA. RefSeq names its product glycoprotein hormone beta-5-like (gene gpb5). Gene Ontology annotation, molecular function: hormone activity. Gene Ontology annotation, biological process: G protein-coupled receptor signaling pathway. Lineage: Eukaryota; Metazoa; Echinodermata; Echinoidea; Camarodonta; Strongylocentrotidae. Bases 441 to 887 code for a protein of 148 amino acids. The record is from RefSeq and is a predicted model, not a curated record. The transcript is spliced from 3 exons. Gene Ontology annotation, cellular component: cytoplasm; extracellular region.
AUGCAUGGAAUAAUACGCGGCGAAUAAAUCCCGACUGUCCGUGUCGCGAAAUAACGUUAGAUGGGGAAGAAAAAUAAUGAACGAUCAUUUUAAACGUCUCACAGUCAUGAAUAAAAUAUCGGAAGAAGUGAUCAUCAUCGGGUAGAGAAAGAGGAAAACCGGCCAUUUAUCAUUUUCCCCUCCCCUUUUGAGAUAUCCAUUGCCUAUGGGUAAAAGGCUGGGAGGCUAAACGGGAGAUAGUUGGAAAGAAAGACGGCGCUUGACAUUAAACUAGGCGGGAAAAAACGGCUUAAAACCUACGGCGCUCUCGACGGUUUUUUGAGUCUCCUGCAAAAGAAGAGGAAAUUUUUACCAACGAGGAAGGACGUGACAGGGAAAGAGAAAAGCGGGUAGCAAUCGCUCGCUUGGAUACACAAUUCCACUUGUAUAUAUAUCACAGAAUGAAGUCGAGGACAAAAUCAACAAAAACACUAACUACGACAAUGACGUCAUACCGCCUACAUCCUAUGGUGACAUCGCUAGUCCUCACAGUGCUGGUACUCUACAUCACAAUAUGGCCUACCAGGGUGGAAGCAAAUGGUCGUUUGGGCUGUCACGUCAGGCAAUACUUACAAUACAAGGCAGAAAAACCCGGAUGUCGGCCACAAAAUCUUGUUUUAGAUGCCUGUUUUGGGAGGUGCGAUACAUACGAGGUCCCCGAGUUAGAAUUUCCGUUCAAGUCUUCGCACCACGAGAUGUGUUCAUACCACCAAGUCCAGCUUGCCACGAUAGAACUUGACGAUUGUGAUCCAGGUGUGAACAGGACCUACACCUAUCGGAACGCCAAGAGUUGCAAAUGCCGAAACUGUACACCGUUCAACACAUUCUGCUUCGGACUAUCCCUCUAAUUCGACCUCUUUCAUUCCUUGUUUUCUAGCCAUCGUGUAAAUGCGUGUGCAAUGACUAUCUAAAUCAAGUAGGCCCAGAGAUUAACAAAAUUAUAUGUAUUGUCCCUUAGUUAACUGCGUUGGCGGAUCCAGGGUGGUUGGCAUAGAGGGGAGUACUUCACCUCCGCUCUUCUACGACCAUCUUCAAUUCCACUUAUAAAAUGAUGUAAUCAUUCACAGGCUUAUGGGAGCUUUAAAAAAGGGAUAGCUGCAUGGCUCCUCCUUCAACCCUUUAAUUCUACAUCCACCACUGUAAUGUAUCACGACAAGCAUGUUUGAAAAGAUUGAUAAGAUUUGGACUUGAAUUAUACAACUUUAUGCAAAGUCUGUAAUCUAACCUGUGUGUCAAUUUGCCAAAUGAAUGAAAAAUAGGUAAAUAGAUAAAUCACCUUCUCAUGACUUUUCUUCGUUAUCUGUUUUCAUUAAAAUGAGACCAAUCUCAUAAGAUCAAUAUACAGAUUCAAGCAAAUGUUGCCUUUUACUCACUUCGUCAAAAUCCAUAUCCAUAUCCCCCUUUUAUUCCUUUCAUUCUAUACAUCUCCCAUUUUCCCUCUUUUCCUUUACGGUAAACAAACGUUACUACAAAAAUAAAACACUCCAUUCAGGCACCUCCUCUAAACCCCAUGUGUAGAGUCAUGAACUAGCCCUCUUGACGAUGUGCAGCUUUAUUUUCUCCUUUGUGUUUUACCAAGACUUUUCAGUGGGGUGGUAUACAUGUCCAAGAAAUGUGCAAAGAAGUUAAGAUAAAUAUUAAUUUUGAAGAAGAGCAGAAUAUUACCACCUCGUUAAUGUUAAUAUCUCAGAUAUUCAAUGGAAUUCAAGGAAUAGACCUUUUUAAAUAAUGUACGGAUCUGUGCCAUUUAAAUUCAUUCGUGGAGUCUUCCUCGACUUACUUUCUGAACUCAAGGGAGAAGAAUUACACAUCAUUUUGUUCGUCCACACGCACAUCAUAAGGUGAAAGCCCUUGUCUGAUGUAGCUAGUGACCUAGAUUAUCACGUUAAAGCAUCUCAUUACCAUUCUUUCGUGUUACUGCUCAAAUUAUCAGACAUCAUUAGACUACAGUAUCCUGACAAUUAGAAAUCAGUUUCCAUGGUUACUGUCGUAUGCAUACGGUUGUGAGAAAUGUGACCGAUAUCGUGCUGCUAAAGCACGAUAGUCAUUGCACAAAACCCUUUACUAAAAAACCUUCACGCGCGCCCCAAAUGUCAACUCUUGGAGAUUUUCUCUAUGCGGUUAUGUUUAUGGUAAAAUGCACUUAUUUCUCUGUGUAAAUGAGCAAUCUUAUUCUGUAUGUAUUGUAUUAUAAACUUUAAAAAAAAUAUAGUUGUAAAAAUGCUAGUUGUUAUUGUAAAGAAAAACUUCACUGUACACAGGCUUUAUAUAAUUCAGUAAGGGCCUUUGCUUAUAGUUGGAAGGCUAGAUCAUACCGGUAGUGUUGUGCAGUUUACAUUAUACUGUAGUUUUGAUUAUCAGUUUCAAAAAUAUUCUACUUAGAAACGGUUUUAUGACUUUAUUCUAUGUAUGUUAUAGGCAAAGUUAUGCAAUUUUCAUCAAUACAAUAUCAAGAAAACCGUUGCUGAAUUUCGGGUCAGCUUGCAUUUCACGAUUUGAUAAUGCCGAAAGUUCAUUUCAUUUUUAUAAUUUUGUUUAUGUACAU